Molecule: messenger RNA, 372 nt
Organism: Colletotrichum abscissum
Lineage: Eukaryota; Fungi; Ascomycota; Sordariomycetes; Glomerellales; Glomerellaceae
Exons: 1
Coding region: 1-372 (123 amino acids)
Source: RefSeq, a predicted model, not a curated record
AUGAUUCGCCCACCAACCGCGCAGCUUAGUCAACCGACGGUGCCGCGCUCUCUUGUUACCUCAUUAGUCCCUAACCUUCGUCUUGGCGAAUCAGAUGCUCCGUCUCCGUACUGGCUCGGUCUGAUCGACCCUGGAGACAGCUCGCCGGUGAACGCAACCCAAGAAACGCUUUUUUUGCUUUUUGCACCGUUCUGCAUUCGUAUCCGCGAAACUUCCACGUACCCCGACCGACCCGACUGUCUCUGGCGGAUGCCCGGCCAGACGAGCCUCACCGCCGACUCCAAGACUGGUCUACAGCAGCAUCCUAGCAAGAAGCCAGGUCCUUGUCGUGUGCGUCGAUCUGCCUUCUCGCUUAGAUACGCUGGCAACUGA